GACAAGUCUGAUCUUUCUCUGUAAGAGAGAAACUUGUCUCCAAAUUUCUGAAUAAAUAGAAAUAGAUUUCGGAUCCUCCCCAAACAAAUUGAAACCCUCUCCAGAUUCUUCAUUCAAAUUCAGAUUUCAACCGAUUCAGCGAAAUUGAUAGUGCUUUGUCGGUAAUUAGUGUUGGUGAUUUGCAUUUUCAGAAUAUGAAGAACAAAUUUCUGCAGAGUUCCAAAGGAUUGCUCCACCGGAGUUUCGAUCCUUCCAAAUGCAAAACGUCGUUGAGGUUGGCUGGUUCGAGAUUGAAGCUAUUGAGGAACAAGAAAGAUGUGCAAGUGAAGCAAAUGAAGAGGGAAAUUUCCCAGUUGCUCGAGUCCGGCCAGGAUCAGACCGCUCGAAUUCGAGUCGAACAUGUGAUUAGGGAAGAGAAGAUGAUGGCUGCAUAUGAUCUUCUUGAGAUAUACUGUGAACUUGUUGUUGCUCGCCUGCCAAUAAUCGAGUCGCAGAAGAAUUGCCCCAUUGACCUGAAGGAAGCAAUUGCAAGUUUAGUAUUUGCAUCACCAAGAUGCGGAGAUGUACCUGAACUUCUAGAUGUAAGGAAGCAAUUAUCAGUAAAAUAUGGAAAAGAUUUCACUACUGCAGCCAUAGAACUUCGUCCGCAAUGUGGUGUAGGCAAUAUGUUGGUAGAGAAACUAUCUGCAACGGCACCUGAUUUACAGACCAAACUCAAAAUUUUGAGUGCAAUUGCAGAUGAGUACAAUGUUAAAUGGGAAUCUAAUUCAGUUGAAGAGAUUUCAGUACCUCCCAGUGUCUCGCAGAGUGGACCAAGCAGGAAGGAGAGUGAAGUCUAUGCCGAACCUCCUCGUUUGGAAGCUACAGAUGUCCAAGCUAGCCCAAUCAACAGUAACAUACAUAGUUCACCAUUAAAUUCUUCCCAGCAGGAUUCUAAUACUCCGGUGGGAGCUGAGAAGUUCUCUUCUGUUGAAACUUCUAGUGUCAACCCAACAUUCCAGCCCGAAACAAAGCCUUCAGCACCACCGGAGAAGAAGGCAGAAUUAUUUCAAGGAGAUAACAAUACUAGCCCAGUGGAUACACAGAGGUGGACAACGAUGGAAUUCAAGGAUGCUGCUGAGGCGGCACAGGUGGCUGCUGAGGCUGCAGAACGAGCAAGUAUGGCUGCUAAAGCUGCCGUAGAACUUUCCAGCUCUGGUAAGAUUUCGAGGCAGAAUUCUACCGAACCGUGCAAGCCAGAUGUUCAUAUUAUAAAAGAUGAAGGACCUGAAACGCACCCAGAUUCAGAAUUUUCUGGUGAAAGAUUUUCUGAACCAUUCGUUAAAAAAUCCUCCACUGAGCAUUCAGAGGUACAGAAUGCGCAAAUAGAUGGGAGUAAACUUCAUGAACUGAAGACAGCUUCAGUACUAAAGGAGGAUGGUGCGGGUGGUGGUAGAAGUUCAGAAGAAUAUAAUCGAUUACCUUCUCCAAAGUCUAAAGUUUCAGUUGAUGUUGAUUCUUUGGUUCAUGGUACCCCAAUUGUAGAUGAUUAUUCUCAAAAUAACUCAUUAAAGAAGAUAUACGAAAGUGAGGUGAGUACGAAGAAGCAGUCCAUCGAGUAUGUGAAUGAAACUGCAAACAGCUGGCCAGAGAAAACUGAGAAUCUCACUGAAGAAAAGAUUGUGAAGCAGCCCAGUGUAAUAAGCCCUUCUAGUACCCCAAUAGAUGACUAUUCUCAAAAUAACUCAUUAAAGGAGAUAUACGAAGGUGAGAUGAGUAUGAAGAAACAGUCCAUCAAGUAUGAGAAUGAAACUGCAAACAGCUGGCCGGAGAAAGCUGAAAUUCUCAGUGAAGAAAAGAUUGUGAAACUGCCCAGUGUAAUAAGCCCUGCUAGUUCCCAGUCUAGCAUUUAUGACAAUGUGAAUGUUUUUGCAAAUGAUUUUUGUGAGGAUCCCACUGCAAGUGUUGGUAAAAGUGGCGUUCAUGAAGAAGCCCCCCAGACAAGUUUCCAUGAAACUGCUGCUGUAGAUUUCGACAGAUCUGAUUCAGGUGUUGAUGAUCACGAAUCUGAUACGAAUCCUUUUGUGGGUGUUGGUAAGAGUGUCGUUCAUCUCGAAACUUCACAGACAAGUUUCCAUGAAACUGCUGCUGUAGAUUUUGACAGAUCUGAUUCAGUUAUUGAUGAUCACGAAUCUGAUACGAAUCCUUUUGUGGGUGUUGGUAAUAGUGACGUUCAUCUCGAAGCUUCACAGAUAAGUUUCCCUGAAUUUGCUGCCGUAGCAGAUUUUGACAAAUCUGAUUCAGAUAUUGAUGAUCACGAGGCUUGUAAGAGCCCUACAUAUGAUGAGCAGAGCUUGGAAUUUCAUAUGCAAUUAUUAGGCCAAAAAUCACCGGAGCUGCAAUCAGUAAAAGCAGAUUCUUGGAGUCCUAGUCGUAGCUCGAGCAGAGUAGAGAAGCCUACUUCAUCGGUAUUUUUCACUGAAGAGAAAGUAUCCCCUGUUUUUCAAGAAAACACGACAUUGGAAGAUGAUCCAGAACUGGACGCGCCAGUGAUGUUCGAUGAUUCUGAUGGUGCAGCUUCUGAAAUUGACGACAUUAAUACUGUCCACGAUAAGGUGGAAGAAUCUAAGGUGGAAGAUUCUAAGGUGGAAGAUUCUAGUGAUCGUCCACAUAAACACAAAGACAGCGGGAAAUCAGUUAGAUCACAUGCUAAGAAGGGUAAAGCAGAACAAUCAGUUGGAUCGACACGUAAGGACGAAGGAAAUUCAGUAUUCGACACUAAACCGUUGUCAUUUCCCUCGGAUGAUGAAUUGAAUUCCGAUGUUGACUUGCCCUGGAAAACAAACCGAAAUGACAAUUUUGGUGCAGACUCUUCUUCAGAAGAGGAAGUUGGUAAUGAAUCGGGUGUGGGGAUGCUGAAUUUCGGAAAACUCACCGGUGGUCUUCGUCACAAGAGUAAUAAACACCUGCCUUUCAUCAAGAAAAAUCGAUUGGAUGAGUCAUCAUCUGACAAAGAGGAGGAAGCUGAGACUAGUCCCAAGAUUACAAUAUCAACCACCCCCCCUCCAAAAAAAGCUGUUGAGAUAGGCCGUCACAAAAAAAGCUCAAAAACACCCCCGGUUUUGGAGUCAGAUUCAGAUAGUGAAAGUUAUGAGGAAGACAAACCUUUGCCAAAGAGGUAUGGUAAAAAACAGGCUCCUAAUACUGUGGGCACAGUUAAAAAAACGAAACCGAGUUUAGCAGUUUCGGAUUCGAUACUCGGUUCUGAUAGUAGUGACACCGAUGAUGAUUUUUCAAAUGUGUCCGGUAAUAGGAAAAAACAUCAUCCGCCAAGUCCGGUUUCUCGAAGAACUAAAGUUUCUCCUCCUAAAGGGAGAACAAGUUCUCACACAAAGAUACGUGUUAAACCUGAAGCAGUCGAAUCUGAUACCGCUGAAACAGAUAGAAAAUCCAAAAUCCCCAACAAAUCUGAGGCUCCAAAUAAAUCUUCACCCAAGCCGCCUUCUAUGCCUCCCAAAUCAAAUUAUUGGGCGCCUCCAACUCCAUACUCUCCAAAUCAAUCGGGAAAUUCUGAGCAGCCCACACCAGCAAAAGUGGCUUCUAAUAAGCCUAAUAAAUCAAAUUUGCCGGGACCUUCGCAAAUUCCUAGCUCAGGAAAAGCAACUUCGGCAAUAGUGCAAGAUGGUAAGGCCGCUCACAAGAAGUCAUCUGCUGUAGAAGAGCCGUCAAGUUCCCAGCAAAAACCAGAGCCAUCGAUUGACAGUCCUGGUAAACAAGAUGGUGCUAAAAAAGCUAGUCACGUUCAUCCAAAACUUCCCGAUUAUGACACCCUAUUUGAAACUCUUCGCGCAAAUCGUCCUUGAGAAAGUUGUGAGACUAUCAUAUAUUGUUUAUUCUGUUACAUGCUAUUCUUUCUUUCUUUCUUGAAAAGUUGUGAGGCUAUCAUAUAUUGUUUAUUCUGCUACAUGCUGAUAGUUAAUUAGUAUCGAUGCCUUUGUGAUUGUAGUGGUGAUCGUUUUUAUGAUGUUGGGGUAAAAAGAUGUGUGUUUUUUCAGAUUGUCAUGUAAAGUUUAAAUGUAUUGGACAUGAAGCGGUUUUCACGACAAGAAAAUUAGUAUGUUUCAUGUACCCUGGAUUUGAUUCAAACAUUUUCAUGUAUCAUAAUAAUUCAAAAUCUCCUUUUAUAA
Messenger RNA from Erythranthe guttata (spotted monkey flower), 4166 nucleotides. RefSeq lists its product as uncharacterized. Lineage: Eukaryota; Viridiplantae; Streptophyta; Magnoliopsida; Lamiales; Phrymaceae. Gene Ontology annotation, biological process: protein transport. The record is from RefSeq and is a predicted model, not a curated record.